Messenger RNA from Boeremia exigua, 1332 nucleotides. RefSeq lists its product as uncharacterized. The record is from RefSeq and is a predicted model, not a curated record. Gene Ontology annotation, molecular function: FMN binding. Lineage: Eukaryota; Fungi; Ascomycota; Dothideomycetes; Pleosporales; Didymellaceae. Bases 303 to 1064 code for a protein of 253 amino acids. The transcript is spliced from 3 exons.
GUUGGUUGUCCGAGUCAACACCGAGGAUACAGUGCCUUUUACAUGCGCUGACUAACGACGAGCUGGCGAACGAGGCCCAGCGAGGAAAUCGUGGAGCUCAAAGGCGCGGAUAGCUGCAUUAGCGUAUGACGUUUAGGGUCCGUUUACAGUUGCCGAUAUGCUGGUUCCCCGCUAUCUGAUGCCGAGUCUGGUGGGUCAGGAUACUCAACUAUAUAUGAAUCUAUAAGUGUAUGGAAAUCACGAGAAGACUAGAUUUCGCAAAGAACACAGCCUAGUUAAGACAACAUCAUUAACUUUGGAACAUGUUCUACCGUCCAGGCAAAGACGACCACGGCCUUCCCCAUGAUCCGUUCAAGGGCUGCGUUGUUCCCCGUCCCAUCGGAUGGAUAUCGACACUCUCCCCCACCGGCCAAGCCAACCUCGCACCCUAUUCCCAAUUCAACAACCUCACCUUCGACCCGCCCUACGUAAUGUUCAGCGCCAACCAAACUCCCACCGCGCAGCAAAAAGACACCGUCAAGAAUACCGAAGCCACCGGCAAGUUUUGCUGGAACCUGGCCACCUACGAUCUGCGCAACGCCGUCAACAUCACCGCCGAGCAGACUGAGUACGGCAUCGACGAGUUCGAGAAAGCCGGGCUGGCGAAGGUAGACAGCAAGUUGAGCGAGGUGGAUGUGCGUGGCGAGAAGAGGAUGGUACCGAUGGUGCGCGAUAGUCCCGUGAGGUUCGAGUGCGAGCACUACAGCACGCUGCGGCUGCCGGGGAAUCCGCCGGUGGGGUCUGUAGACGUGGUGAUUGGCAGGGUAGUGGGUAUUCACAUUGACGAGCGGGUGUUGACGGACGGGAAGAUCGAUAUCAAGAAGACUGUUCCGAUCGCGCGAUGCGGGUACUAUGAGUAUGCGAAGAUUACGGAGGUGUUUGAGAUGACGGUACCGGGGCUCUCGGAGGAUGUUAUGGCAGGAUUGGAGGGGAAUAGCAAGAAGAUGAAGGCGGUUGCUGGAAAGGAGAAGGAACAGAACGGAGUGGUGAGAGACAAUGACGUGGACCUAGAGACGAAGAAAUGAUGGAAUGGAUUUGGAACUCGUUGGGUGCACCACAUACUGCUUUCGAGAAAAGUUCUAACUGAACAUUUCAAUCUUCAAGUAGAUACUCACGACUUUACGAAGGAACCUUGACCGAAUUUCCUUUUCAGGCUAGUGUCUAUCCUCGACGCUGCAAGAACAAUGCGAUACACGAGCGGAAAGAGCGUUCGGUUAGGGCGGCUUGAAGCGCGGGCUGCCUGACCGACAUCAUCGGACCUGCUUAUUGGCACACACCACAGCACUGCCACCA